UCUAUUCAUCCCAAAUCCAAUUAGCAACAGUAAUUGCAAUAAGAGUAAGAUCUGUAGACGAAGAUGGAUGAGAAGUUACGACUGUAAUGGCGGGUGAAAAUGAAAGUGAUCCGGACUACGUCACUUGUAUGCUUCAACCUCGCCGGCCGGACUCCGAUCUCAAUUACGUCGGAAUUCGCAGGCUCCUGCUCUCUCGCAAGCCCCGGCCAACUAUCCUUCGCCGCAAGGAUUGGCGGUGCAAUGGGAGAGGCUACGUGGCGUUCCGUAAUUACAUCAACAGACCUAGCAAUUGGGAGAAUACGCAUAUCGCGAGCCACGCCAGUACUCCCAGUGGGAAUUGGAUGCAGUCUCUGGGUUCUUUCAGUCAACUGUCGCUUUUGCUCGAUGGCGAUAGCUGGAGUACAACUCCGAGCAGGGAGGUGCAAAGUAACAGUCAAGCAUUGAGUCGAAGUGCAAGUUCAAGCUCAGUUGGUGGAAGUGAUAUUAAUCCCCCGCGAAGAAAGGCUGAACCUGGAUAUUCGUUUGUGGGGAUGCAUUUUAUUUUUGACCAAUGCAAAGCAAUGGUUACGGUUGUGAAGUUCGGGCAUAUGAGUUCAGAUUUACUAGCGUAUGGAGCAUCAGAUGGAACGCUGACUGUGUGCACUGUCUCUGAACCACCUUCCAUACUCAAGAAAUUAACAGGGCACUCGAAAGAUGUCACAGAUUUUGACUUCACAUUGGGCAACCAGUACAUAGCAUCAUCUUCAGAGGAUAAAACAGUGAGAGUAUGGGACAUAUCUAAAGGAAUAUGUAUUCGAGUAAUUUAUGGAGUCUCUGCGCAGCUGUGUAUCCGGUUUCACCCUGUCAAUAAUAACUUUCUAUCAGCUGGAAAUGCGAAUAGGGAAAUUAAUGUGUUUAAUUUUAGCACUGGGAGAAUUAUCGAUAAAGCAGUCUUUGAUAGUGAGGUGACUGCGAUGGACCAUGACCACACUGGUCAGCUUAUUUUCUGUGGGGAUGCUCAGGGAUCUAUAUACACAGUCAAAAUGAACUCGCACACGGGUAAUUUGUCUAGAUCUCACCGUAACCGUAGCGGUAGCAAACAGAAAUCUCCAGUCACGACUGUACAGUAUAGAACCUUUUCUCUACUGUCACGAGGACCUGUGCUGUUGUCAUUUACUAGAGAUGGAAGCUUGUCUUAUUUCAGUGUUUCUUUAGAAAGACAAGGUUACCUUACUAUACGUUGCUCGCUUAGAUUGGGUACACGGCUGCACAGCAUUCGCGCUUCCUUUUGCCCACUUCUUUCUCUUGAAAAAGGAGAAUACAUAGUUGUUGGGAGUGACGAUGCAAAUGUCUACUUCUACGACUUGACACGCCCAAAGCAUCCAUGCGUGAACAAGCUACAGGGUCACGGUUAUGCAGUUAUAGGAAUUGCUUGGAAUUAUGGAGAGACUUUGUUGGCAUCUUCGGACUUUGGAGGCACUGUUAUUGUUUGGAAGAGAGCAAAAACAAAGUAAAACUAAUCACGAGAGUAAUGUCGAAGAUGUGCAAGCAUCUUUCUUUUCCCUGGAUGACCACCCACCAUUUUUUUGUGAAUUUUGUGUAAAACUGUAGUGUUAGUUGAGUUGUAGUUCGUGUAGGAAUCUGAAUGAAAUGAUAUCCAUUCGUUGUAACCAAAAUUUUCCUUUCAAUACUAUAUAUAAUAUAUGACAAGUUUUUUCA
Daucus carota subsp. sativus is the source of this 1698-nucleotide messenger RNA. RefSeq lists its product as uncharacterized. Lineage: Eukaryota; Viridiplantae; Streptophyta; Magnoliopsida; Apiales; Apiaceae. Gene Ontology annotation, molecular function: promoter-specific chromatin binding; protein binding. Gene Ontology annotation, cellular component: nucleus. The coding region runs from base 87 to 1493 and encodes 468 amino acids. The record is from RefSeq and is a predicted model, not a curated record. The transcript has 11 exons.